GACGGAUAAGACAUCGCUCGCGCACCUCCCGCUCUCCCAUACCGGAAGCUCAAAAAGGAGCUCUUAAAUGCAGUGCGUCAAUGGCGACGCCAAUCAGUAUCCACCCCCUCGCGCGCGUUAGCACGGCGUCUUCCUCGCCUCGCUCUCUUCGGCGGCGCCCGACGGCGCCGGAAUCGGCACGAAAGAAGCUCUCCUGCUCGAGGUGCGCACUGUCCCCACCGGAAUGGCGGGAAAGCAGGCGAUCGCUUUCCUUCUCUCUCCUGCUCGCUCACCUGAUCGUCGUCCCGGACCAUGCUAUUGCAGGCAGCUUCAUGGAUAAUUAUGUAAAGAAAAAAAGGCUUGACCCACUAGAGGCUUAUGUGCCGGCCGUAAUAUUAAGUCAGCUGCAGAUUAAAGAUUUAGAGAGAACUCUGGAAGCUGAGAAGCCCGAGUUUGCUAUGUGUCGAUCACUCUUACGCUCUGGGCCAGCAGCAUCUCUUCGCAUUGACAUUCGAGCAGUUGCACAGUAUGCUUCAGAUGCUGGGAAUGGUAAAGCUGCUUCCAAUGAUGUUGAUCAAUGUCUCAGAGCCUUGGAAGAACUUGAUUCCUUGCUUCUGCGUGCAUCAAGAAAUGAACCAGACGCCUCGGUAAAAUCCAUGAAAGCCAAGAUAGAAGUUGCGGUUGAUGCACUGGAUAGUCUCCUCCAGACUGUUCCCCAAGACGUGUUGGACAAAAGCAAGGCUGCAGCAGAUGCAUAUAGGAUACCAAGAGACGUGGAACCAGAAAUACUAGACCCUGAAAUCAAGCAGUUGGAAUCAAUCUUGUGAUUGAUGAACUACUGCGUUUUCCUUUACUCAGCAUCAUGUGAUAAUACCUUCCUCUGAUACACUCAAAAUUCAACUAGACAUCCAAACUUUUACCCUACGUAUUAUUCAGUUUACGAAAUUGGCAGUUCCUCGGUUCAUGGUAGUCCAGUGUACCAUUCCCGAUGAAAUUCAUAUAAUGUCAAAUGAGCAGUUCUUAGUUU
This is a messenger RNA of Rhodamnia argentea, 1006 nucleotides long. RefSeq lists its product as uncharacterized. Bases 81 to 806 code for a protein of 241 amino acids. Lineage: Eukaryota; Viridiplantae; Streptophyta; Magnoliopsida; Myrtales; Myrtaceae. The transcript has 7 exons. The record is from RefSeq and is a predicted model, not a curated record.